AACAAAACGACAUCGUAAAGGGUCUUAUCUUAUCUAAUUUGAGUAUGCUGGGUUUACAUAGGAGUUGAUAAAAAGGAAGAGAAGAUAGUGGUAAACCGUGAGUGAGAAAUCAAAAGCAAUGGACAAGUAUUUCAGUUCUGCUUAUCGCGGUGACCCGGGUGUUCCUCAUGCAGAUCCACACCGUUUCGUCAACAUUUGGAUCGGUUCCCUUGCCUUUACUGCUUGCAACAUUAUUAAUCCCUAUAUGUGGCACAUCGGUUCCUCUACCUUCAAUUGGCAUGAUAGGGUAAUGCUAUUUGAGCAAUAUCACUGGAAAAGGGCAAUGAAGAAGAAUCAAUCAUAUGAGUUCAUGUGGAACAAGACCUGGGAUAAGGCCCACCGAAAAUCAUAUUACUUCAAUUGGCCUGCGUAUUUCACUUAGUCUCUUCUUUAUUUUCUCUCGUUGUUGACAUUGUAUUAUCAUUACUUCAGUUGUAAACUUGGAGAAAAUUUAUGACCCCUCUUUGGUUGUACUCUCGAAUAUGACUUCUGAAUACAAGUUUAAACAAUGACAAGGAUGUGUGUAUUGUGCUAUGUCCAUUGUCCUUGUGAUGCCAUUGGAUUA
Messenger RNA from Cicer arietinum (chickpea), 604 nucleotides. RefSeq lists its product as uncharacterized. The record is from RefSeq and is a predicted model, not a curated record. NCBI's taxonomy places the organism in Eukaryota, Viridiplantae, Streptophyta, Magnoliopsida, Fabales, Fabaceae.